Molecule: messenger RNA, 1428 nt
Organism: Volvox carteri f. nagariensis
Lineage: Eukaryota; Viridiplantae; Chlorophyta; Chlorophyceae; Chlamydomonadales; Volvocaceae
Exons: 8
Coding region: 1-1428 (475 amino acids)
Source: RefSeq, a predicted model, not a curated record
AUGUCGUUCCCUUUGGUCGUUAGUAUCCUUUCCUGUCACUUGCUUUGUCUGAAGUGCGAGCAGCUGCAACAGCAACCGCCUCACGAGGGACUGGAGCAGCCCCCUUUCGCCCAAGCCGUAUUUCUGGACGGCGGGGAGCGUCAGCAGCAGCAGCAGCUGCAGCCGCCACCGCCACCGCCGACGCCGCAGCAGUCGCAGGAUAAUCAGUCGAAGGUUGCGGAACAGCGGGCGCCGCUGCAGCUGCUGAUGGGGCACUACGAAGCGCAAGAGCUGCCGGAUGGGUCACCGGCACGGGAUUACUUGGAUUGGAACGAUGAGCUGGAGCGGCUGCCGUUGCUGCCGCUUUCGCCGCUGCCAGAGCUCUCUCCUCCGGGGGUCCCACCGCCGCUGCAGGAGCACGAGCAGCCGCCGGAGAGCUUUCCAGCGGCGCCGCCGCCGCAGCAAACAACACUUAUGUGGAUUCCGUUUGGAGGUGACUCAGACUCGUACUCGGACGAGGACGAGGAGGGGGACGAGGACGAGGAGGAGGAGGAUGAGGAGGGCACGGGGGAAGGCACGGGGGAUGAGGAGGCGAAAAUGAUGCGUUGUCACGCACGAUAUACAGGACGUAAGUUGCAAGUCACGUGGCAACUGUUUCCGGUAGCUACGACGGAUUUACAACACGUCUUCAUUACGAUGGCGGUGGGGGGCCAGAACACUUCCGAAGCUGGCGAAAGUUUUCCAUUUGGCUCAGCUCGUCAAGCGGUAGAUUUGAAAAUCGAGGUCGGCAAAGAGCUUUCCAAGCGCAGCAGCCGCUGCAGCACUAACUGGCGCCCUUCUUUGGAGCACCCGCGUUUUUCCCAAGCCGUACACAUGAACACGCAGCAGCAUCGGCAGCAGCAGCCGGCGCAGCACGCCGCCACCACCGCCACAGCCGCCCUCGCCGCUGCUCCCGUUGGCGGUGACGUCAGGACACCAACGCAUUAUCACCAUGCAUCUUUGGCAGAACUACCGGAUGAAGCAGCCAGGGAGGUGGCCGCGGUGGUGGCUCGUGAGCUCGACGGCGCGCUCCCGGUGGUGUGUAAGGACCACACGGGUUUGUUUAUGUUGAGGUACAUGCUGGUGGCAUGUGACUGCGACGACUGUCGUACACAGCCCGGAAGCGGCAAGAGGAUUUGCUGGACACCCAUCGGCUUUGAGGAGCAUGCAGGCAUGGGAAGCAGCAAGAAGUGGAAGAAGAGCAUCCGGCUGCUGAGGUUUCGUUGCGGUUCUGCGGCGGAGGCGCUUCCGGCCAGCGGCAGCCGCGGAGGUUGCCAAACUCUUGGCGAGUGGCUGGAGAGGCAUGGCCUGCGGGUGCGGACCAGCAGAUUGCGGCAGCGGGAGAUGGAUGCUGCCGAGGUGGAGCUGUGUAUUCGUGUAAGUGGCUUGCGAUGGACGGAUGAUGAUUAG